This is a messenger RNA of Aaosphaeria arxii CBS 175.79, 3549 nucleotides long. Its product is annotated as HEAT repeat protein-like protein. The record is from RefSeq and is a predicted model, not a curated record. Gene Ontology annotation, biological process: chromatin remodeling. Gene Ontology annotation, cellular component: cytoplasm. The transcript is spliced from 2 exons. Lineage: Eukaryota; Fungi; Ascomycota; Dothideomycetes; Pleosporales. Bases 180 to 3371 code for a protein of 1063 amino acids.
CCGAGAUCUUGAACUUUUCAAUCGACAAUACGAUCUAAUCAGAAGGCAUUUGUCGACUACUCCGAAUCCCGGUUCUGACUAGCCCGUUGCUCAUAAUUCUUUACCAUUAGGAGGAAACAAUCGUUCUUGAAUCCCAUCUCGGAACUCGUUUAUAGGCCAUACGUUGGCAUGGGGGAAGGAUGGAGAGACAACGAACCUUUCAAAGGUUAAAGAAGAGAUGCGUUGAGCUUAUUCAAGCCACCUCCAGCUUUGCUCAGCGGCCCAAUACUAGGACAGAAGUGGUCCAAUCCCUUACUGCUUUACUACAUGAACUACAAGAAGUCACUGCUCAGCCAAAUGCUCUGGAUGAAAAACUCGCCGAAUUUGUGUUUGUGCCCAUAUCACAAGUACUUCGACUCUCCCAGAGAGUCCCAGUGCGUGCAUUGGAGCUAUCUCUAGGCUGCAUAUCUAUUCUGCUCCAAAACGGAUGGAAAGGCAAUCUAUCCCAAGACCUCUUCAGCCAACUUCUCAUACUAUUCACUUUCCUCGCAAACCCUUCGUCUGCCCAUAAUGGCAUUCCGGAGACCUCCGAGGAGCUUCAGGUGGCUGCCUUCCAGUGUAUGGCUGAACUGAUCACUGAAAUGAGCCGUUCUUUGAAGGGUCGGGAAUAUUUGACGGACACUUCAAACAUUCCCUCGCUUUCAAAGGCCGUUCUUUUGAUGGUCGAUAGCCUUGCAGAAGCGAGUUCGAACGACGUAAAGCUACAAGCGCUUUGCGCUAUCGAAGCAGUCACUGAGGGGGUGUCGGAUCAAGAUGCCCUUGCAAGCUUCGUCCCAAGACUGUUAUCAUCUCUUACAAAGGUUCUCACACCAAGCAGCACUAAUCGGUCAAGUUUUCGAGUUAUUGUGCGUGGAUUGAAUUCCUUCUCUUUGAUUCUCCUCAAAGUACUCAGUGAUGGAGAGGUUGGGCAGCUUCCCUCGGAAGUACCUAGCGCAAAAGAAUCUACAGACAAAGUCAUGCGAACUACAUCAUGGCUCCAUGCCACAGCAAACCAGAUCAAGAUUGCUCUCGCCAACGUAUAUAAGUUGAAACAUCACAGUAAGGAAGAAGUCCGGCAUGCUCUCCUGGGGCUGUGCUUCCGAGUACUGCAAGACUGCCGAAAGUCACUGGCCGAUUGCAGCAGUAUGACAAUCGAGAUUGUCAUCAGUCUUGCUGGCCGUGGAGACAGAAAUUCGACGGCCGAGAAAGAUCUCCGAUUACUUCUUUCCUCUGAUACUCGAUUCUGUUCACUCUUAAGGGAAAGCCUAUACGGAUGGGUGAUUUCCCUCCCAAGGUUGAUGCAGUCAAGUGAUGACUCUGCAAGACGCCAGAUCAUGCAUCAAAUAUCGACAGCACUCCGACUAUUGAACGAUGAAGGCGUAGACACAACUAUCAUCGAUGACAUCCUGGCAGAGAAUCUUCGAGGUAGCUUUGCGUCCAUCUUAAAGGACGCGUCAGGUGCAAUACAAGUGGUAGACACGGCCUCCGCCACAAACAUUGACACAAGCCUUGUCCUAGGCAGUGUGCGACCCAGCUCUUUCGAUGUCUUAGAAUUACGCUUCAAGAGUCAGGAUGAUAUGAUGACGGAAUAUAAAGUUCUGCUACAACGGCUAGCACAAACCAAGUCAGCUAAUACUGUUGCGCGGGAUUUGGUAAAUGCUAUAUACUCCGAAAACCAGGAGACGCAGCUAGCCUCAUUUUGGUUGUCUGUAAAUCUGGUCAAGGAGAUCUUAAAGCAUGAUACCGCACUGGACGAGUUCCUGAGCUUCGGAACACCUAGCAUUCAAUCCGAACUUCUCGAUGAGAUGUACUCAUUCUCAAUAUCUAACCUAUCAAGUUCAGAUAUCGAUGCAGAUUGGAGAUUACAGGCUUUGUCCCUAGAGGUUCUUGCCUUGCAAGCAGAAAGAUACGGAGAUGAGUUCCAAGCUGAACUGAUUGAUGCGUUGUACCCAGUCCUUCAUCUUUUGGGCACCACAAAUCCCCGCUUACGAAACCACGCAAUUGUCUGUCUCAACAUAAUAGCGAAGUCAUCCGGAUACACGAGCGCGAGAGAGCUGAUUAUCGCCAAUGUUGACUAUGUCGUCAAUGCUGUGGGAUUGAAGCUCAAUUAUCAUGACAUCUCACCGCAAGCACCUCAGGUUCUCUUGAUGGCAAUGCGUCUAUGCGGACCGUCUCUACUGCCCUACCUGGAUGAUCUAGUGGGAAGCAUAUUCUCAGCUCUUGAACGAUAUCAUGGUUAUCCCAAACUAGUGGAGUUACUAUUCUCAACUCUAAAGGUCAUGGCGGAAGAAGGAGUAAAAUCUCCACAACUGAUGUUGACGGAGAAUGAGCACAAGCCAGUUAGUUCGGGUAGGAAACCAAGAAGCAUGCUCGACACUAUACAUUUGAUCAAGGCAGCCAAAGAAAACUCUACGCAGGAGGAUGAGGAACAUGAAUCUAGGAUGGAAGCUUCAUUUCCACGUCGCCCGUGGAAAGAAAUGUUGGAGAAAAAGACAGGAGAUGGAGGGGACAAAGACGCAGAUGACGAGGAAGAAGAUGAACCAGAAGAAGAGAACGCCGUCCAACCAGUAGCUGAUGCCCCAGUGCCUGCGCCAGAGACCUUCAACAUUCUUCUCAAGAUAUCCGAACUAACACAAUAUUACCUCACGUCGCCAUCUCCAAGUUUGAGGACAUCUCUCCUAUCCCUUCUCCAUACCACCAUACCUGCGCUAGCGAAGCAUGAGAAUUCAUUUCUACCUCUCAUAAAUACUCUAUGGCCUGUCUUGGUUCCUCGUCUCGAUGAUCCGGAAGCCUACAUUAUCUCAGGAGCACUGGAUAUCAUGGCAUUACUAUGUACCUAUGCUGGCGAUUUUAUGAAAAGCCGGAUCCAAGAUAUCUGGAACACCGUUCGACAAUUGCACCGCCGUGUUAAUUCUCGCCAGAAGGGAAUGGAUCGAGCAACGACCAAAACACCAUUGGCAUCACUCAACCUCAACAAUCCUCACGAUACUUCAGCAGUGGUAAAGGGAAGGGAUGGUGCAUUGGACAGCUUCCGACCGGAACUCUACACCGACACUCCCAACCGAAUGAUACGCGGAUCACUCAUUCGGUUUUUGUCGAGUGUUGCACAACAUGUGGCAGUACAAGAGGAAUUUUUCGAUGACAUUGUCGACAUGCUUGAUCCUGUGUUGGACAGGAUUGAGGUACGGGAGGCAUUAGACAGUAGAAACCCAGAUGCAGUUUGGCUGCGGACGAGAAUGAAAGAGAUACAACUUCCUGCUCGGAACCAACCAAAGGGGAUAUCAGCUGUACAAGAGAAAUCGGAGAUCAGAUUGCCACAGGGAAGACCAGAAUGGCAAUUUAUAAGCUUUUGAAGAUUGGUUGCAACUUUAACCAGCGAAAGCUUCCAAUACGAACGUUGUUGAAUGUUGUCCAGCAUUUGAGAUGUUGACUUGAUGCAUCACCAUCUGGAAAAGUUGUUAAAAAUCUCUAGAUUCAUAAAUGGUUCGCUUCGCGAUACUGUAUGUAUGAUGAUAUACAAUUGCCUGCCCC